AUGGGAGGCACCGUAGCAACAGGUGCAGGGGAGGUAGGGGCGGUGGGGGUGGCAGAGGUGGAGGAGGUGGUGGGGGCGGUGGAGGCGGUGGAGGGGGCGGCGGUGGCGGAGAGAGUGGGGGUGGGGGUAGAGGCGCAGGUGGAGGCGGUGGUGGCGUUGGUGGGGGUGGUGGCGGCGGCAGUGGUGGAGGCACUAGGAGUGGAGUCGGCGGCAGUGGUGGCGGCCGAGGUGGUACCAGCCAGAGGGGAGGCCUUAGCGAUGGUCAGAGGCAGCAGCAGCAGCGUCUUUCGCCUCAGGAGCUACGUGAGUGAUUUGCUCAACGUGGGGCAGCUGGGGGUAGUGGUCCUUGCCCGUAUAGAGGCUGCUGCUCUAGAUGCUAGUGAGUCCGCUGCUCUAGGUGCUGGUGAGUCUGCUCUCUCACGUACCGCGUCUGCUGCGGCCUUGCAUACCUUCACGCUUGACUCAGGUGCUUCUCGCUGUUUCUUUCACGACAGUACCACAGUCACACCGCUCUCAGCACCUGUUGCUGUCUCUCUGGCUGACCCCUCUGGGGGCCCAGUCCUUGCGCGUUCCUCCAUUGUACUGCCGUAUCCGGCGAUUCCGUCUGGCUCACUAUCAGGUCUCCACCUCCCUUCGUUCUCUACGAACUUUGUGAGCAACGCCGUCCUUCAGGAUGCCUGGUGCUGA
Messenger RNA from Closterium sp. NIES-65, 687 nucleotides. Lineage: Eukaryota; Viridiplantae; Streptophyta; Zygnematophyceae; Desmidiales; Closteriaceae. The record is from the annotation of a GenBank genome assembly.